Dibothriocephalus latus is the source of this 777-nucleotide messenger RNA. Lineage: Eukaryota; Metazoa; Platyhelminthes; Cestoda; Diphyllobothriidea; Diphyllobothriidae. The record is from the annotation of a GenBank genome assembly.
AUGGACAAGACCAAAAUCGAGGAUAUUCGCCCCAGCCCUGUCAUCAUGAUACCUGGUGAUGGUGGUUGCCAGGCCUUUGCUGAGCUCACUAACACGCCGUCUACCGCUUUCCCCAUCUGGGUUGAUCUGCGCUACUUAAUAACACCCGGAUCCUUUUCGAAGCUUCGGUUUGAUCCAGCCACGGGUCGUACUUAUGAUAACGAAAACGUAAAGGUAACCUUUCCCGGUUGGGGCGAAACCUGGUCGGUGGACAAUUUGGACAGCCGACCUCACGAUGCCACUUUGUACUUUGGGGAAGUCACCAGGACUCUCACCACCAACAAUUCCUUCUACCAACCCAACGUCACUCUUCGCGGUACCCCUUUUGAUUUCCGAAAAGCACCUAGUAAGUUCUCCUUUGCUCUAUUCUCGUAUGUAGAUGAGAAUGAGGAUUUUGGCCCUCAAUUGAAACGUCUCGUUGAGGAGACAUACGCCAAUGGAGAAAAUACUCGUGUCGUAAUCGUAGCGCACAGUAUGGGCACCCUCUACGCUCUUCACUUCUUCAAGAGUCAAUCAGAUGCAUGGAAGAAGCGUUACAUAAAAGCAUUUGUUGCUACUUCUGGACCGCUUGGUGGGGCCGUCAAGGCCCUGAAGAUUGAAGCUAGUGGUAAGUUAUGCGCUUUUAGCCUUCCGCUUCACUGUGCAUCUUGGUUAAUUUGGAGUAAACAUAGUCUGCGUUUGUCACAAUACGGCAGACUUCUUCCCCGUUCCCAAAAACUAGACCGACAAGCUGAGUAA